Molecule: messenger RNA, 1735 nt
Organism: Artibeus jamaicensis (Jamaican fruit-eating bat)
Lineage: Eukaryota; Metazoa; Chordata; Mammalia; Chiroptera; Phyllostomidae
Product: sulfotransferase 1E1-like
Exons: 9
Coding region: 178-1065 (295 amino acids)
Biological process (GO): sulfation
Cellular component (GO): cytoplasm
Molecular function (GO): sulfotransferase activity
Source: RefSeq, a predicted model, not a curated record
UUAUGAGCCAAGAUGGAAAAAUAACGGCAGAAGCAGUCGACAUCUCUGCAUGAAUGAACAUGACUGUGUGUGGCUGACUGCAUUUGCAGCCUAAAACCUGAAUGGGGAUUUGAGGAAAACUACACUGAAUCACCCAGCUUCCUUCACAGGAUCAUCUGGACAGUGAACAACUUUAUAAUGGAUUCUUCCAAAUGUGAUGAUUCUGAAUUCUUCGAUAGAAUCCAUGGAAUUUUAAUGUAUAAAGAUUUUGCCAAAUAUUGGGAUGAUGUAGAAGCAUUCCAGGCAAGGCCAGAUGACAUUGUCAUUGCCACUUAUCCCAAAUCUGGCACAACCUGGGUGAGUGAAAUUGUAGACAUGAUAUUUAAAGAGGGUGAUGUGGAAAAGUGCAAAAAAGAUGUCAUUUUUAAUCGAAUACCUUUCCUGGAAUGCAGAACAAACGAGAUGAUGAAUGGAAUAAAACAAUUAAAAGAGAUGGCAUCUCCUAGAAUUGUGAAGACUCAUUUGUCAGUGAAGCUUCUUCCAGCCUCAUUUUGGGAAAAAAACUGUAAGAUGAUCUAUCUUUGCCGGAAUGCCAAGGAUGUGGCUGUUUCUUUUUAUUAUUUCUUUCGAAUGGUAGCUGGUCAUCCAGAUCCUGGAACUUUUACAGAGUUUGUGGAGAAAUUCAUGGAGGGACAAGUUCCUUAUGGUCCCUGGUAUGAACAUGCAAAAUCUUGGUGGGAAAUGAGAAAGAAUCCACACGUGCUAUUUCUUUUCUAUGAAGACAUGAAGGAGGACAUCAGAAGAGAGGUGAUAAAACUUAUACAAUUUCUAGGAAGGAAGCCUUCUGGGGAGCUUGUGGACAAGAUUGUACAACAUACUUCGUUCCAAGAGAUGAGAAACAACCCAUCCACCAAUUACACAACACUACCAGAUUACAUCAUGAACCAAAAAAUAUCCCCCUUCAUGAGAAAGGGAAUUGCAGGAGACUGGAAGAAUCACUUUACGGUAGCCCUGAAUGAGAAAUUUGAUAUGCACUAUGAGCAGCAAAUGAAGGGGUCUACACUGAAACUACGGACUGAGAUCUAAGACCCAGCACAAAUAAAGCCCCUGUUUUAUUACAAAGUCAUUAGCAUGUAAUUUUGUAAUAUAACAAUAUCGCAUUCAAGCACACCAUAUGAUAUUUUUGGUAAAAUGCUCAAAUUAAAACUGCAGAUCAUUACACACCUUACCAAACAUACUCAACCAGAGGUUACUUCUGCUGCACCCUGUAUUGGAGAUUAAACGUUUUCUUCUCAUUGUUUCUCAAUUUUUCUUGUUUUAGAUUGGUAGAGAAGAAGUCAUGUGAAAGAUUAUGGUCAGGUCCAUAUUAUUAUUGAGAUCUCAAUACAAAAAGAUGAAGGAUUUUUUCCUGAUAUUAUCUUUUUUAUUUUAUUUUGUUCUUUUUCUUCUCCUUUCUUUUUCUUCUUUUUACAAAUAUUACACAAAGCUGUAAUCUAUGGGAAUCUAUGGGAAUGCACAGAUAGUUUAAGUUAGAAGCUUAUUAAAAAUUAGCAAACAUUCCAACUUUUUAAUGCUAGUUUUUUCCAUUUCAUAGUACAUUUAGUAUAUGUAUAAACUUUGAAAAUCAUGGAAGAGAGAAUUAAAAAAAUAAAUAAAUUCAGGAGCAUAAUUAUACCUAUUAUUUUUGUCCUGAUUUUUUUCACUUUCUACAAAAUGAUUUACUUUGGAAUUUACCUUAAUCUAAUGUAAAUUUUGC